AAUAAAAAAAAGUCAUUGGGAAACACGACAAUGAAAUCUCUCAUCUGUAUAAAUGUCUUAUUACCCUCCUCCGUUCGUUGCAUUUAAUAGUAUUGCUCUUUUCUUACGUUGCUAAGUACGACACAUACCAAUCUUUUCAGCUACAAUAUCAAGGGUUGUUGGAUUCCGUUGACCGACAAUGGAGGGCGUCGAUCACUUGGCUCCCGAGAGGAACAGGGCUCAGUUCAAUGUCGACGAGAUGAAGAUCGUCUGGGCUGGUUCCCGCCACACCUUCGAUGUCUCUGAUCGCAUGGCUCGUCUCGUCGCCAGCGAUCCGGUUUUCCGAAAGGAUAACAGAGCAAUGCUAAGCAGGAAGGAAUUGUUUAAAAACACUUUGGGGAAAGCGGCUCAUGCAUGGAAACGUAUCAUUGAGCUUCGCCUUUCUGAAGAAGAGGCAAGUGAGAUGAGGUUUUAUGUGGAUGAACCUGCUUUUACGGAUCUUCACUGGGGAAUGUUUGUUCCAGCAAUUAAAGGACAAGGCACUGAAGAGCAACAACAGAAGUGGCUACCUUUGGCAUACAAGAUGCAAAUAAUUGGCUGCUAUGCACAAACUGAACUUGGUCAUGGCUCUAAUGUUCAAGGGCUUGAAACUACUGCAACAUUUGAUCCUGAGUCAGAUGAAUUUGUCAUUCAUAGUCCUACACUAACUUCAAGCAAAUGGUGGCCUGGUGGAUUGGGUAAAGUUUCCACACAUGCUGUUGUUUAUGCGCGUCUUAUAACUGAAGGUCAAGAGCAUGGAGUACAUGGCUUUAUUGUCCAACUUCGGAGUUUGGAUGAUCACAUGCCUCUUCCAGGCAUAACAGUUGGUGAUAUUGGAAUGAAAUUUGGGACUGGGGCAUAUAAUACCAUGGACAAUGGUGUUUUAAGAUUUGAUAAUGUUCGUAUUCCAAGGAACCAAAUGUUGAUGCGGGUAAUGCGGGUUACAAGGGAAGGGAAAUGUGUGCAAUCUAAUGUUCCACGGCAGCUGAUUUAUGGCACUAUGGUGUAUGUGCGGCAGACAAUUGUAUCUGAUGCUUCCUCUGCAUUGUCACGGGCAGUUUGUAUUGCUACAAGGUAUAGUGCUGUCCGCAGACAAUUUGGUCCUCAGGAUGGUGGUGUUGAGACCCAGGUGAUUGAUUACAAAACUCAGCAAAGUAGACUCUUCCCAUUGCUUGCUUCUGCAUAUGCUUUCAGAUUUGUUGGUGAAUGGUUGAAAUGGCUUUAUCUGGAUGUGACCCAGAGGUUGCAAGCCAAUGAUUUCUCAACAUUGCCUGAAGCUCAUGCAUGUACUGCUGGUUUAAAGUCUUUAACUACUUCUGCAACUGCUGAUGCCAUUGAAGAAUGUAGGAAACUUUGUGGGGGACAUGGUUACCUUAGCUCCAGUGGGCUUCCUGAGUUGUUUGCUGUAUAUGUUCCAGCCUGUACAUAUGAAGGAGACAAUGUUGUGCUGCUUUUACAGGUUGCUAGAUUUCUCAUGAAGACCGUUUCUCAGCUGGGUUCUGGAAAGAAGCCUGUGGGAACAACAGCUUAUAUGGCACGGGCAGAGGAUCUUUUGCAGAGUCGCUGCAGUGUUCAAAAGGCUGAGGAUUGGUUAAAGCCUAGUGUAAUAUUGGAGGCGUUUGAAGCCAGGGCUGUUAGGAUGUGCGUUGCCUGUGCUCAAAGCCUUAGCAAGUUUCAGAAUCCUGAAGAGGGUUUUCUGGAACUGUCAGCUGAUCUUGUUGAGGCUGCAAUUGCUCAUUGCCAGUUGAUUGUUGUUUCCAAGUUCAUUGAAAAAUUGCAACAAGAUAUACCAGGGAAAGGAGUGAAACAACAGUUGCAGAUUCUUUGCUAUAUUUAUGCUUUGAACCUCCUUCACAAACAUCUGGGCGAUUUUCUAUCCACUGGAUGCAUCAUACCCAAGCAAGCUUCCCUUGCAAAUGAUCAUCUCAGAUCUUUGUAUUCCAAGGUCCGUCCAAAUGCAAUUGCACUUGUUGAUGCAUUUAACUAUACUGAUCACUUCCUUGGCUCGGUUCUUGGUCGCUAUGAUGGAAAUGUGUAUCCAAAACUCUAUGAAGAAGCAUGGAAGGAUCCUUUAAAUGACUCGGUUGUGCCUGAUGGCUACCAGGAAUAUAUUCGCCCAAUGCUAAAGCAACAGCUCCGUAAUGCAAGACUUUGAAGAAUAUAGAAGACUAUGGUAAGUAAUAAUGCUAAUAAAGCUGGCAAAGGAUGGAGAUUCAUUAUCUUGGAAACCAUUAGAUUAUUCGCAUAUUGUGGUUGAUAGUCAUUUUUGCCAUAUCCAAAUUAUUCGCAAACUUUUUUUUUUUUUGUAUAUUUCGACAAAUAGUAUGUUAUUUAUAAAUUGAUCUUUUGUUAUAUUUAUGCAAUCUUCCUUUGUACCA
This is a messenger RNA of Hevea brasiliensis (rubber tree), 2396 nucleotides long. Its product is annotated as peroxisomal acyl-coenzyme A oxidase 1. Bases 179 to 2173 code for a protein of 664 amino acids. The record is from RefSeq and is a predicted model, not a curated record. Gene Ontology annotation, molecular function: fatty acid binding; acyl-CoA oxidase activity; FAD binding. Lineage: Eukaryota; Viridiplantae; Streptophyta; Magnoliopsida; Malpighiales; Euphorbiaceae. Gene Ontology annotation, cellular component: peroxisome. The transcript is spliced from 14 exons. Gene Ontology annotation, biological process: lipid homeostasis; long-chain fatty acid metabolic process; fatty acid beta-oxidation using acyl-CoA oxidase.